Drosophila willistoni is the source of this 381-nucleotide messenger RNA. Its product is annotated as protein new-glue 1-like. NCBI's taxonomy places the organism in Eukaryota, Metazoa, Arthropoda, Insecta, Diptera, Drosophilidae. Bases 1 to 381 code for a protein of 126 amino acids. The record is from RefSeq and is a predicted model, not a curated record. The transcript has a single exon.
AUGCGUUUCUCAUUGGUUCUAGCUCUGGGCUUGCUCUGUUGUCUGGCUUUGAUUCAGCAGAGUGGUGCUGCGACAGGAACUGCCAACACAACAACAACAACCACCACUACAACAACCACAUCAUCAAGUGCCACAACAACCACAACUGCAGCAUCGACUAGUGAUACAACGACAACAGCAGCAUCCUCAACGGCAACCACAACCGAAUCAUCAUCCUCAUCAUCAUCAUCCUCGAAGGCAGCCAGAAGGCGCAGGCGUGAACGUCGUCGCCGUAUUGCCCGUCGCCGGCAGCGCCGCGAGCGUCGUCGUCAACGUGAGCAACAAAAGUUGCGCAAUCGUUUGGAAAGGAACCGUCAACGCAUUCGCCAAUUGGAGGGUUAG